Messenger RNA from Centruroides sculpturatus (bark scorpion), 1695 nucleotides. Its product is annotated as beta-2 adrenergic receptor-like. Gene Ontology annotation, cellular component: membrane. The record is from RefSeq and is a predicted model, not a curated record. Gene Ontology annotation, molecular function: neuropeptide Y receptor activity. Lineage: Eukaryota; Metazoa; Arthropoda; Arachnida; Scorpiones; Buthidae. Gene Ontology annotation, biological process: adenylate cyclase-activating adrenergic receptor signaling pathway. The transcript has a single exon. Bases 67 to 1290 code for a protein of 407 amino acids.
GAGAGGAGAAAGCAAAGCCAUCCCGUCACAUGGUUCGAUUCGAUCAGACGGCAGGCAGACUCCGUUAUGGAAACUGGGAAGUGUGCCAAGUGUGCCAACGAAAAAGUUUGGACUAAUAUAACCAAUCAGGACGGUAAUGGCAGUGAAAAAUGGGAUGUAGACAAUUCAAAUUUUUUACAAUGGGCCAAUGACGAAGAACUGAUCCUAAGAAUAUUCGGAUCCGUCAUUUGUGGACUGUUGAUAAUCAUUACCCUUGCAGGAAACGUAUUAGUUACGGUUGUGGUUUCAAGAUUUAGGCGCUUGAGAUCUGUGACUAAUGUGUUACUCGCCAGCUUAGCCACUGCUGACAUCACAGUGGCACUCCUAGUCAUGCCUUUGUUAGUUGUAUACGAUUUAGAGAGGCGUUGGAGAUUCGGACCCAUUGCAUGCCAUUUGUGGAUAUCCUGUGAUGUGAUGUGUUGCACGGCCUCGAUUCUUCACUUGUGUGUCAUUGCCCUCGAUAGAUUUUGGGCCAUUACCAAGCCGUUUCGGUACCAAUCGUUCGUGUCAAAAAGAAGAGUGGGCCUAGUCAUACUUGGCAUAUGGAUAUGUAGUGCCGCCAUUUCUUUCAUACCCAUUUUCUUAGGUUGGUACAGUGACGGUACCUCUUCUCUCUUCGAUGACGUAGUCGAUUGUUCCUUAAAAGUUAACUUAAUUUACGCUGUGGUCUCUUCGAUGACGUCGUUUUACUUGCCACUUCCCGUUAUGUUUUAUGUGUAUUUUCGUAUACUGAUGGUAGCCGAGAAACAAUCGAGAGAAAUUAAACAGUUGGAGCAGUCGUUACACGGUGCGGAUCACAGGAUCCGUAGGAGUAUCAAGCAGAGAUCCAGGCAAUUAAUUACGGAUACGAAAGCCAUAAGAACGCUAGGGAUCGUCAUGGGUGUAUUCUGUGUAUGUUGGCUUCCAUUCUUCCUCAUGUACGUUAUAUUAGCUUAUUGCCCAAAUUGUAAUUUGAGUUACGAAGUUAGGAGUGGCAUAACGUGGUUGGGGUACUUCAACUCAGCUUUCAAUCCUUGCAUAUACGCAUACACCAACAAGGAUUUUAAGGAUGCUUUCCGUCAAGCAUUAUGCUGCAAACGUGAUUUCGAUCGUGAUUGCAAGAAAGGCGAAGAUGGUAAUCUCUCGAACAGCAGAAGUUUGCAGAGAUUAGAUCGAGUGCAAACCGGAUUUGCAAGCUCUGACCUUCGCACUCCUUCAGUUACUAUCGAUAGCAAUACAUGGCCUACACCGUCACCGACUGUAGUAAAGUGAAGAUUAUAAGUAUCCUAUCUGUAUACAAUAUACAUAUACAUAUAUAUAUUUAUUUUUGUGUUUAUAUUGCUUCUGGAACGAGUGUUUAAAUAAGUGAUCACCAAAAUAUUCUACGUAUAUUUUAUGAAACAACAAUGGAAAAAUGUCCUGUAUGUACGUGAGUAAUCUGUUUCAUUGACAAGUAAAAAUUAUUGUUUGACAAAUUGUUCCUUUUUUGUUUAUAUAUAUAUAUAUAUUUUCUUUUCGUUUUAAUUUUAAUAAACCAAAGGGGAGGUAAAAAUAUAGAAACGUGACAUUGUUUAUUUAUUUAAUUAAUGCUGUUUCACAAUAGUACAAACGGUUGAGAAAUACAUUUAUGUAUAAUUUCCCAUAUGAUAUAUUGCUAUAAUAUUAAGUUAAAUGUGA